Molecule: messenger RNA, 1247 nt
Organism: Limulus polyphemus (Atlantic horseshoe crab)
Lineage: Eukaryota; Metazoa; Arthropoda; Merostomata; Xiphosura; Limulidae
Product: UDP-glucose 4-epimerase-like
Exons: 8
Coding region: 12-1067 (351 amino acids)
Biological process (GO): beta-D-galactose catabolic process via UDP-galactose, Leloir pathway
Cellular component (GO): cytosol
Molecular function (GO): UDP-glucose 4-epimerase activity
Source: RefSeq, a predicted model, not a curated record
UUGCUUUCAUCAUGACCACUGUACUCAUAACAGGAGCCGCAGGUUAUAUUGGCAGCCACGUUACUGUUGCUGCACUGGACGCAGGUUACAAUGUUGUAGCUGUAGACAACUGUGUGAACGCCUCACCAGGAGAUGAAACAAUACCUCCUAGUCUUCAGCGAGUUCAAGAGAUAACUGGAAAGACACUAAGCUUUUAUAAGAUUGAUCUACUAGAUAAGGAGAGCGUUAGAGCAAUUUUCAGCAAGUACAAUCCUGAGUGUAUUAUACACACAGCUGCGCUAAAAAAUAUGGCCGAAUCAGUGAAAAAUCCUCUUCCUUACUACCGCAAUAACAUCGGAUCUUUAUUGACUAUAUUAGAGAUCAUGAAAGAGUUUAACGUCAAAAAGAUUGUAUUUUCAAGUUCAGCCCUUGUAUAUGGUACUCCAGAGUACAACCCUAUCGACGAGCGCCAUCCGGUGGGAAAAACAUGCACGAAUCCUUAUGCUAAGACAAAAUAUUUCUGUGAAGAAAUUUUGAAAGAUGCUUGUGCAGCAGAUAAGGAUUUAACAGCAGUGGCUCUUAGAUAUUUUUCACCGGUGGGAGCUCACGAAUCUGGGCGAAUAGGAGAAGAUCCUUUAGGCCCGCCAAGCCAACUGAUGGCAAUCAUUUGUCAAAUUGCUGUUGGGCGACGACCACAGCUAGCUAUAUUUGGUAAUGAUUUUAACACUGCGGAUGGAACAGUCGAACGAGAUUAUAUUCACGUAAUGGAUCUGGCAAAGGGAAGUGUGGCACCACUGAAUAAAAUGAAUGAAGAUCCAAACUAUAAAGGAUUUAAGGCUUAUAACCUAGGAAUGGGAAAAGGAUAUUCGGUUCUUCAGCUGAUAAAAGCUUUCUCUAAAGAGUCAGGUAAGAAAAUCCCCUACACCAUUGGAGAAAGACGAGGAAUUGACGUCGCUCAACUUUUUGCACAUAUUGGUUUAGCUGAAAAAGACCUCGGAUGGAAACCAAGACAGACAUUGGAAGAUAUGUGUAGAGACACCUGGCGAUGGCAGUCUAAUAAUCCACAAGGCUACAGAACAUCCAAGUAGCUCAAAUAAGAUUAUUUCAAGCAUCAUAUUUUAUUGUUCACUAACUUUCGUGUUGUUUUCCUACACGUAUAAGUUACUAUAAAACGUAUUCCACUGACUGAUUCAAAUGUACAGUUCUUCCUAGUUCUCCUGGAACCUGUACUUCAAUAUUAUGUGUGCAAAUAAAAUCAACGAUACAUA